This is a messenger RNA of Lycium barbarum (goji berry), 723 nucleotides long. Its product is annotated as protein FAR1-RELATED SEQUENCE 5-like. NCBI's taxonomy places the organism in Eukaryota, Viridiplantae, Streptophyta, Magnoliopsida, Solanales, Solanaceae. The transcript has a single exon. The record is from RefSeq and is a predicted model, not a curated record. The coding region runs from base 1 to 723 and encodes 240 amino acids.
AUGUCAACUUUUGAGAAGGCAAAUAAUGCUGAGAGUGACGAAGUAUUAUUAGAAGAUAUUAGAGCGGAAGAUGAGAAUGAGCAAAAAAAUCAAGAGGAAGUUUCAGAAGAUGUCAUAAUUGAAUUAGAAGGGAAAAUGAAAAAUCACAUUGUUAAAGACGAGAAAGAGGCUUAUAUUUUAUAUUGUGAAUAUGCACAUUCCAAAGGUUUCAGUGUACGGAAGGAUAAGCAAUAUUAUUUUCAAGGUAGCGAAGUGGUUAGGGAAAAACGUUCCGUAUGCUAUAGGCAUGGGGAAAAAGAUGAAAGGCUAAGAAAAUCCAUUAAGGUGUCUUGCAAUCAUAUUGACACGCGAUCAAAAUGUCCUGCAAUGAUAAUCUUUAAGCGUCAAAUUCCUAAUAGUCUUUUCAUGGUGGAUAGAUUUAUAGAAGAACAUAACCAUGAGAUGGCUUCACCGAAAAAGAGACAUUUGCUAAAAUCAGCUCGUUCUAUAACUAAAGCCAAAAAGCUAGUUAUUGAAAACAUGGUUAAUGCUGGUAUAAAGCCAACUGCAACCUAUUCUUACCUGGCAGAAGAAGCUGGAGGGGUUGAUGUUUCAGGCUAUUCAAAGAAAGAUUGUUUUAAUUUUAUAAACCAGUUGAUGAAAUUUAAGGCGGAAGCUGGGGAUGCUCAAAGUGUUGUUAAUGAAUUUAAUAAUAGACAAGCGAGUGAAAGUCUCUUUUAUUAG